Messenger RNA from Marasmius oreades (fairy-ring Marasmius), 924 nucleotides. RefSeq lists its product as uncharacterized. The record is from RefSeq and is a predicted model, not a curated record. The transcript has 5 exons. Gene Ontology annotation, biological process: lipid metabolic process. NCBI's taxonomy places the organism in Eukaryota, Fungi, Basidiomycota, Agaricomycetes, Agaricales, Marasmiaceae. The coding region runs from base 1 to 924 and encodes 307 amino acids. Gene Ontology annotation, molecular function: phosphoric diester hydrolase activity.
AUGCAUCUUUUCCGUUUGUUCGUAACCGCAGCAGUCACAUCAACUCAUGUCAGGGCAGAACCUGGAAUCCUCCAGGAGAUUUCUUCCUUGAAAUCGAGUAAUUCUUCCCUGUUACGAUAUCCGACGCAGUUUACGCAAGGCAUUAUCCCAAAAGCGAUACACUCUCAUAACGAUUACUGGCGGGAGGUUCCUUUAUUGACCGCUCUGAGCUACGGGGUUGCUAGCGUUGAGGCCGAUGUUUGGCUGGUCAACGAAACCCUAUAUGUCGGACACGAGAUAGAGGCAUUGACCAGAGACCGAACUUUUGACGCAUUAUAUGUUCAACCCCUUGUCGAGAUCAUUUCUGCUCAGAAUCCUGACACCGAAUUCACUAUCAAUGGUUCUAGCGUCAAUGGCGUUUUUGAUACCUCAAGCGGAACACCGCUUCAACUACUUGUAGAUAUCAAAACAGACGGAGAAAAAACUUUCCCGUUUGUCCUACAAGCACUUGAGCCAUUGAGGAGACGAGGCUACUUGACAACGUUCUCUAAUGGAACCUUGAAAACGUCGACGGUCACAGUCGUUGGAACAGGAAACACGCCUCUCGACAGUGUGAAAGCCUCAUUGCCAAGGGAUUUCUUCUAUGAUGCCCCGCUCGCCGAACUGAACAGUACUUCAGAGAAGUGGGAUAACACUUUAUCCCCAAUUGCGAGCACAGACUACAGUUUAGCAGUUGCCUGGAGUGGCAUUGGAAAUAUCACGGAGGAUCAAUUGGCAAAUUUGAAUCGAUUAUUACAGGAAGCACAUUCACUUGGUAUCAAAGCACGAUUCUGGGAUACACCAGGGUGGCCCAGUAGCGCGCGUAAUAGUGUAUGGAGGCAGCUCGCAGAAUCCGGAGCCGACUGGCUUAAUGCAGAUGAUCUCCAAGCUGCCAGUGCCUUCUGA